AUGGAUCCCCGCGAGGUCUCCAUUGAUCGCAUACUAUCUUCAGCUUUGGACGCGCUCUCCAUUUCACAUGCCCCACCAGAGGACCCUGAGAUUCUCCGACUGCCCCCGCUUCCAUCUCCGGAGAAGGCCCGGACUCUUCCCCACAUCCCGGUAGCGCUGUUCUCGGCACCUGCUUGCGCCUUGCAUACGUACAUCCGAACGUCACACAUCUCUACCAUUGUAGAGCGACCACAACGGUUGCGUGCGGUUGCCGUUGGUCUAGCCUGUGGAUUGGCACGACUAGAGGACGCCUUACAUGAUAAACAAGCUUCAUUGCCUGAUGCUUCCAGUUUGGGCUCUUCCGCGCCCGACUUCCUCCAGCUGGUCUCCCCAGCAGAAUACCGUGCUAUCGAUAUACGCACACAUGAAGCAACGAGAUACGUUCAUAAUAAGCUGGCUGAUCUCGAAGAGGAGCGAGAUCCAGAUUCUACCGAAAAGGCCUACAUUGGGCGGUUGCACGAACUUGUCGAGACGUGUGUCGAAAAGAUAACCGUGAAACAAAGUGAAAUCCCCGAGGAAUGGCCUCAAGGAGAUUUGUAUCUUUCCCCCGGAUCAAUGGCGGCGUUCCAGUCAUCUAUAGCAACUGUUUGCGCAUCAGUUGAUUUGGUCGUGUCUCCAGCAAGUCCGAAACGAGCCUUUGUUUCUGUUCGACCUCCCGGGCACCAUUGUUCUUCAGCCACGCCGUCAGGAUUCUGCUUCUUGAAUAACGUCGCGAUUGCGGCUGUACAUGCCAAUUUAAGCCACUCUAUAACACAUGUUGCCAUUCUCGAUAUUGAUUUGCAUCAUGGGAACGGAACUCAAGCUAUCGCAUGGGCCAUCAACGCGGAAACAAAUAAGCGUAACCAGUCAGAAGAGCAACCCCAGCCAGAUGCAACGCCAGGCCUUCAGAUAUACUAUGGUUCCAUGCAUGACAUUCUCAGCUAUCCAUGCGAGUUAGGAGACCCGGCCCUGACGCAAGCAGCCUCUAUCUGCAUUCAUGGGGGGCAUGGUCAACAUAUCGAAAACAUUCACUUGGAGCCAUACACGUCUGAUGAAGACUUCUGGGGCCGAUUGUAUCCGCAGAAAUACUCGCAGCUUCUGAAGAAAGCGGAUGAUUUCUUCAAGAAUACGGGAGCAGAACCGCACAAGAGCUUGGUUUUGGUGAGUUGCGGCUUUGAUGCCUGCUCGCAUGAGAUGGAAUCGAUGUCAAGGCAUAAACGCAAUGUGCCACCCACAUUCUAUGGUCGUUUUGCUGCGGAUGCAAAAGCGCUUGCUGACAAGUGGGCCGACGGCAGAAUUGUAACCGUUCUUGAAGGCGGUUAUGGGGAUCGAGCCCUCCAGAGCGGAUCAAUGGCUUAUCUUGUGGGUCUGUUUUUGACUCCAGAAGAAGUGAUGCGGCGGACACCAUGGUGGAGUUUGGACGAACUUAUCAAGAUCGAGAAGGCGUUCCCUCCUCCAAAGGCCUCCAAUCGCAGAGCUCCUGUAUCAUCAACGUCCACCUCUCCAUAUCUCGUGCGCGCGUUGUCCCUGCUGCCCCUCGUUUUUCCACCACUGUCUCCCGAAGAGCAGCCUUUACCACGUUCUGCUCCCGGUACUCCUGCACAACCUCACCGCAUGGGUCUCCGAGAUAGGAAGACUCUGAAGCCUGCUAUUCCAGCUGAAACGACGCCUCCUCGUAGUGGAACACGGACAAGAGCAACUCGUGGAAAGCGCGGAGGCAAGUCAAAUGCGAAUACACCCUCUCGACUUCCCGAGCCUAGUGCAGCGGAAGAGCCUUCUACGGCGGGAGCAACAACUACGGAAAUCGUACCACCACGCUCAGUCUCGGACUCGGACCUUGGGCAACUCGCUAGCUCAAUGCAGGAUCUUAAAGUGAAAAUGGAUCCAGAACCGAGCCCCCCUCUGCUAGAUCCCUUCGAAACCAACCGACUCUCAGACGAAACACAAAUCGAUCCGCAGGCUAUUCCGGAAGCCGAAACGACAGAACGACAAUCUUUGAAGGUCAAGCUCCAUGUUCCACGGGCCAUCAUGGAACAAUGGCGUGCGCAAGGUGGCCAACCUGGAAUAUCGCCUGGUAGCACAUCCUCCUAA
Messenger RNA from Dacryopinax primogenitus, 2109 nucleotides. Its product is annotated as Arginase/deacetylase. Bases 1 to 2109 code for a protein of 702 amino acids. Gene Ontology annotation, molecular function: histone deacetylase activity. Lineage: Eukaryota; Fungi; Basidiomycota; Dacrymycetes; Dacrymycetales; Dacrymycetaceae. The transcript has 6 exons. The record is from RefSeq and is a predicted model, not a curated record. Gene Ontology annotation, cellular component: nucleus.